Messenger RNA from Phytophthora nicotianae INRA-310, 785 nucleotides. RefSeq lists its product as hypothetical. Lineage: Eukaryota; Oomycota; Peronosporomycetes; Peronosporales; Peronosporaceae. The coding region runs from base 61 to 732 and encodes 223 amino acids. The transcript has a single exon. The record is from RefSeq and is a predicted model, not a curated record.
UCAGUAUCCUCUGGUGAGAAAGACGGCAAUUGUCAAAACUAAGUCACCCAUACCACGUCGAUGGAUCCCGCGCGAUCACCUGGAGCUCAAUUGCCACAGCGUCAGCGCUUUAUGGAGUUUGUACAGACAGCAUCGACUUGUGAUGCGCUGUGUCAACGGGAAAACGCUGCGUUGCGAGCGCAAGUGCACGAUCUCAGCGAACUGCUGGCGGCUUUUGAUCUCUGCGAGAUCGAGGACGCACACUUGAGCGCCGUGCGAGAUCGUGCAUUUAGCCGCGACAUCACACCAGACGCAGAGCUGCUGCAAGUGUAUCGCGUGGAGCGCCAGCUACAGCAAGCAGCGGUUCUCAAUGACCUGGAGCAACCGAGUGCUGCUAAUGAACAUGAACACGUGAGUGCUGCUUCAGAGCAGGAUGAAAGCAGUUCGAACGCUGAGAGUGUUGGUGGAUCUCUUCAACUGCGCGUUGAGAUUUUGGAGCUAGAGGUGGCAAACUUGCACCUCCGUCACGAUCUUCUAUUGGAAACGGAGCCGAGAUUGAAAACCCCUGCAGCAGUGGAAGAAGUCGAGGGUCACAGCGACACAAUGAAGACAAUUCAGGAGCACCAGCAGAGGAUCACCGAGCUUGAGACGGCGCUAGCAACGGAGCAGGUCAGGAAUGCGGAGCUGGAGCAGCAGAACCGCCGCUAUCAUGAAGCGGAGAAGAUACUCGCAGAAUAUAGCCAAAGCCGUUAGCUUGCAGCUGCCGUGUUAAACUUUACCACAAUGUAAUCCACUUUGGCGACAAA